AUGCCCAGCAUCAAGCUCCUAGUCGUCCUCCCUGCUUUCAUCUCUAUUUCAGCUUCUGCCGUCGUUCAGGUAUACUCUCAUUCGGGUCGAAGAAGUCUUCAAAGCUUUUAAAAAGCACAAAAAAAUCAAUGAAAUUUUUUUCUUAAAAAAAUUCAAAUUUGAAAAAAAUCAUGAAAAAAAGGGGAACUUUUGAUUUAUUUCAACAGCCAUUCAAGUUUUUUUUUUUGUUGAUAUUUUUUACAAAACCUUUUCAGAAGACAUCAGAGCAUGACGUUCGAAAAAACCAAAAUUAUGAUAUUCCGAAGUCUUUCCGGUCGGAUGCUUACCUAAUUCAAAAUCAAAUAAAUGUCUGGGACCAAAAAAAAUUCUCCCUUGAGUCAUGAUCAAUGUUUUCAUGGGCAAUCAAGACAUGACUUUUAAAGGCGCUUCCGAAGUUUUCACAGCCUUUCAGAUAAUUUAUUUCACUUCUAUCGGUUAUAAAAAAAAACCUUCAUGAAAAAUUAUUUUUAGGCUUUAUCAUGGAGAAAAGUUUCAAGUAACCUUUUUAUACAGCUGUCAUUGAAAUGCCGGAGUAACUAGGUCUCUCAACACAAGAAAAAAAUUUUGAGUCAAUUUUUUUCACUUAAGAAUCAAACAGGCGCCUUUUCUAAAUAAUCAUUUGUUUUUUGAAUUUUUCCUUUUAUAAAAUUUUAUCGAAACUUAUUUUUACGAAUUUUUGCGUUUUGAAAGUUCAGAGAGCAGUAAUUGGCUUGAACUAUUUUUUAAAAACAUUUUUCCUUGACUUAGUUGACUUUCCAAUUAAAGAGGAUGAAAAAAAAUCCGUCACAAAUUAUACGAAAAUUUAAGUUCAUUCAUUUAUUUCUUCAGACGGAAAAAUAAGAAGAUCCUUUUAAAAUUUUAUUUUAGUAGUUUCGUAAGACCUUUUUUUGCCUUGAGUGCCUGGGAAUUUUUUUCUAGAAUAAUAAGGGCGUGUGAAUAUAUAAAAAUCAUUAUAAGAAGUCAUUUACGCAAUCUUCUUAUAAGUGAAAGUCGAUGUGUGUGAUUUAAAAAACCGUGUUAUUAGAGACUAUGAAAUCAAACUUUUCUUUUUUUAUAAAACAUUCUAUAUUCAAAAUUAAAUAACUUCAGUUUUCUUGAGUUUUUUUCAGCAAAAAAACUGAUUUCGCCGCUUUAUUCACUAGUAAAUGAAAUCAGCCUUUAAGAUAAAAAUUUUCUUUUUAAAUUAGUAAUUCAAAGAGAAGCUGAACAUUUUUUUAAGUAGCAAAUAUUUGUAAUAAGAUGAUUUCAUUUUACUCAAUAUUUAAAAAGAGUUCAGAGGGAAUUCGAAUUGCAGAGUACCCUGAGAACUUCUUCGUCUCCUCAACUCAAAAUAAAUCUUUGAAGUUCGCGCCGUUCAAUUUUCAUAUUCUAGAGGGCUCGCAUUAGUACGGAUCUCAGCGUGUUCAGAAACCAAACAAUUUAUAUUAAAUACACGAUUUAUUGUAAAAAAAGGCUCAAUGUUGAAAUAGCAACAUUCAGUCCAUAAAUUGAAAUAUUGAGAAAAUUUUUUACUGAUAUAAUUAAAAUUUUAGAAACACCUGGUUUUUUUUCUGUCAAAAUAAGGCUUGGAUUGAAAAGAAGGACUUGCUCUCUUCAGCUUUUUAAUUAUCAAAUUAAUUUGUUAAAAAAAUGAAGAAAGCAAGUUUCCAGAGAAGUUUCAGCUUGCUCAACCAAAGAUCUGAAUCACUUCGUUUUGAAGAACUUUACCGUAUUUCCCGGUUUCAAUAAUGUUAAGUGCAGGUAUCCAACUAAAAGAGCUCAUAUUCGAGAUGGAAAAUGCAACUUUUUCCUGAGAAGAUUUUUGGAUAAUCGAGGAUAAUUUUUUUUUAAGUUAGUUCAAGAAUCAAGACAACCGAGUAUCUGUCCCUUCGAAAAGGAGAUCUAGAAGGCGUAAUUAUUCGUCAAAAAACCAGAAUAGUUGGAAAAAAGACUCCUUUCUACAUAGGAAAAAUUAGGCUUGAUUCAUUUGCAUCCUUUUUUAUUUACCUUAAGCAUCUAAGAAAAAAUAAACUUGAGCGGAAAUCCGAGCAAUAAUAUUUAUCUUUCGAAGAUACUGCUCCUUGUCCUUCACAAAAAAUAAUAGUUGGUUGGAGUAAAUAUCAAUUUGCAGCUUUGAAGAAGCUUGAAAAUUUUUACACUUUCUCAAAACUGAGCAAUUUCUUCUCAAAGCAGUACUUUGCAGGACGAAAUCCCGGAAACGCACGUGAAAAUCACUAAACUUGGCGAUUCGAAUUGGACACCGGUUCGAAAAAAGUUCCAAUGGACAAAUUCUGAAGCAAAAUACUUUUUAGGUCUGGUCGAAACGAUCUGAAAGAGCAUUCAACGAAAAUAUCCGCAGAUCAAGUAUUCGCUGGGGGAAGCGAUCAUCUGCACAGGAAAAAGUUUAUUUUGACUUCAUUUCUUGAAUAAAUCUAAAAAUUUCCAGCUUUUUAACUUCAAAAUGGCUAAUUUUAAAGUGAUAAAAAAAAAGCUUUUUCGAUUUUUUUUUUUUUGCUAGGUUGGGCUUUCUUUGAACGAAAUCCGUUUUAAAGCACUUCCCAGUUUCAAUGAAGUUGAGUGCAGGUAUUAAAAAAGGGCAUCUGAAAAUCUGAGAUUGAGAAUGUUACUUUUUUCUGAAAAGAUUUUUGGAUAAACAUGGAUAACCGCGAAUUUUUCUACAAAUGCUCAAAAACCACGUUCUGAUUUUUGUUCCAUUUUUCAGAGUAAAUGGAGCGAACUUCUUCGGGAUAAUCUUUUUUGGGUGAUAUUUUUCUGCAAUCUUAAGCUUUUCAUUUUUGUUCAAUCAUCAGCAUAGCAUAUAAUCAAAAACAACGCAUAUUUUGCGUGAAAUGUAGAGAACUCACUAUUUUUCACUAAGAAGACGUCAUCAUUUUGUUUUCCAUCUCUUUUCUUAUGUAUGACUAUUGGUCCUCAAUAAGAUGGAAAUGGAGAAAAUGAAAAAAAAAAAGUUCCAUUUUAUUCUACUAAAAAUUGAAGUCGAAAAAAAAAGAUGAACUAACUUUUUAAAUAUAAAAUCAAAAAGCUGAUUUUUUUCAAUUACAAGGUACAAAAAAUCCGAUUUUUAAACUCUAUUUUUUGUGCUAAAACUAUAAAAAGGAGUUAUUGCAGCAGUGGCAGUCCGUUGACGGAAAUCAACUGAAGGUCUCCGAAAUGGCGUUGGGCACUUUGUGGACGCCCAGACAUGUCGCACAGUUGCAGGUGCGUCAAACGUACAGUGGAGCACUUUUACUACGGCUUUUUCUUCUUUCAGACAGCCCAGGCGAAUGAAGAAGCCGAUACGAUGCCUGUAGAAAGAGUCGCCAAGUCUGUCCGAGCACAGGCUCUCCGGAACAAAAUUGGCAAAUCGCGAAUUCAUUGGGGACGAUGA
This is a messenger RNA of Caenorhabditis auriculariae, 3406 nucleotides long. The record is from the annotation of a GenBank genome assembly. Lineage: Eukaryota; Metazoa; Nematoda; Chromadorea; Rhabditida; Rhabditidae.